CUUGUUCAUACUGCGUACAGUCAGUCAGGAGCAGACAAAGUCAAGUCGAAGAUAUGGCCGGUAUCUCGACAUUCUUCAAGCCGAUUUUGUGGUUUAUCACAUGCAUUGGAGUUGUAAUAUUUAUUUGUGAAUACCUUGUUUACUAUGUUGUAAUGUUCCAAUGUUCUUGGCCUGAUAUAAGCGUUGGGAAGAACUAUAAACAUGAUGGCCAAACCAGCGAUUCUGCUUGGCUCUUCAGCGGAAAGCCACUCGGCUCGUCCGCAAGAGGUCCGGCGAUAGUGAAUAGAGAAACCCGCUCGUCGAAACAUGAGCAGGAGCAAAACGUUGAAGAUUUGAGGGCAAUCUUCAUAGCAGAUACUCACUUGUUAGGAAGUCGCCUUGGUCAUUGGUUUGACAAGUUAAGAAGGGAAUGGCAGAUGGAGAGAGGUUUCCAGACAUCAUUGACUUUGUUUUCUCCUGAAGCUGUAUUUGUUCUUGGUGACUUGACUGAUGAAGGCCAAUGGGCUAGCGAUAUGGAGUUUGAAGCUACGGCCAAGCGUUUCAGGAAGAUGUUUCACCAUUCACCUGAUGUUUAUUUCAAGGUCGUUGUUGGAAACCAUGAUGUAGGUUUUCAUGACUUCAUGAGUAAGCGCAAGUUGGAGAGAUUUUCAGAUGCUUUCAACUCAUCUGGUGUUGAAGUGGUCACUCUGAAGAACAACAGCUUUGUGCUGGUGAACAGCAUGGCUUUCCACGGAGAUGGUUGCAGCUUCUGCUCGUCCGCUCAGACGAAGCUAAGAGGUGUGUCUGAGAGGCUCAACUGCUCAAGGUUUGGACACCAGGGCGGGGACAAGCAGAAGGAGAAAGGGAAGUCUAGAUGCAGCCAUUACAGAUCGUUGCCCGCAGCUCCUCCAAUACUUCUUCAGCACUUCCCCCUGUACCGUCCUACAGAUGAGAUGUGCUCGGGUAUCGACGGAACACCGCUUGAUGAAAAAUAUAUUCCCCACGGACAAAGAAGAGAAGUUCUGUCUCAAAAAGCAACAGACAAGUUAUUGUCAUGGAUCCAUCCUCGUCUAGUCCUGAGUGCUCACACCCAUCAUGGCUGCUACAUCGUUCAUCAGAACGUAACCCCAGAAAUCUCAGUGCCUUCAUUCAGCUGGAGAAAUAGAAAAAAUCCCAGUCUCAUCCUGGCUUCGAUCUCUCCUACCUCCAUCGCUAUCAACAAGUGCUUUCUCCCAGAAGAAUAUCUCAUCCUCAUCCUCUAUGCUGCAUCAGGUGUUACCAUGGCAACCUACAUUCUUUACUAUCUCGUCUGCAUCUUAUGCAGGCAUCGAUGGAGGCAUGUCAAAGAACUCUGAUGUUUCUCACAAUUAUUAAUCUAUGCUAUUUACAUGAAGAUAUUUUAUAUAUGAUGAUGGUGCAAUUUUGAAUGAAGUGUAUACAAUUACUACAUUUUGUUCUUCUUUCUUGGCAAAAAUGAAUGAAAUAUUAGAAGGGUAAGUUGGCAAGUAACAUGAGUAUGUA
This is a messenger RNA of Strongylocentrotus purpuratus (purple sea urchin), 1500 nucleotides long. It is a transcript of the gene mppe1, whose product is annotated as metallophosphoesterase 1. The coding region runs from base 54 to 1334 and encodes 426 amino acids. The transcript is spliced from 8 exons. Gene Ontology annotation, biological process: GPI anchor biosynthetic process. Gene Ontology annotation, molecular function: hydrolase activity. NCBI's taxonomy places the organism in Eukaryota, Metazoa, Echinodermata, Echinoidea, Camarodonta, Strongylocentrotidae. The record is from RefSeq and is a predicted model, not a curated record.